Diaporthe citri is the source of this 2124-nucleotide messenger RNA. RefSeq lists its product as uncharacterized. The record is from RefSeq and is a predicted model, not a curated record. NCBI's taxonomy places the organism in Eukaryota, Fungi, Ascomycota, Sordariomycetes, Diaporthales, Diaporthaceae. Bases 1 to 2124 code for a protein of 707 amino acids. The transcript has a single exon.
AUGGACGAUCUAGCCCCCCCAUACGAAACUCCCAACGCCCAGCUCUAUCAGCCCUUGUCUCAUCCAGACUCCAUACGCGUUCUGACCGUGUUCGAGUGCGACAGUGCGGAUGAUGACAUCGAGUGCCACCUUGCCGAAAAGCGCCUCUCUGAUUCAAAUGACGGGGAUGAAGGUUACACAGCCAUUUCAUACGCGUGGGGUGAUCUCAAGUUCACCAAUGAGAUCUGGCUUGGCGACCAGAGGCUUCUCAUCGGCGCCAACCUGGACGCCGCUCUUCGCCAUCUCCGCCGUCGGGAUAUCCCUAUUCGCCUCUGGGUCGACGCAGUGUGCAUCAACCAGGGGAAUGUAACGGAGAAGAGCCAGCAAGUUCAGCAGAUGCGCAAUGUUUUCUCAGCCGCCUCCGACACCAUCAUCUGGUUAGGGCCGGGUGGCGGUAAUACUAGCGUGGCUGCCUGGAACCUACUCGAGAGGCACAGCUCAUGGGCCCUAAACGACCGCGGUGAGCGCGAUCAAACGCUCCCCGCCAAGCUGGAAGAGGACUUGCUGUGUUUUCGUGGGGAAUUCAGAGACGUUGAGAUUGACGUCUUAUCAAGGCCCUGGUUUAGAAGGUUGUGGGUCUUCCAGGAGGCAGUUCUCUCGCGAAGCUUAUCUAUCCAGUGCGGCUAUCGACGGAUCUCGUGGGACGACUUCAGCAAGACGGUGCUCCAGUCUGAGAGGCAUCAAGAUCGAUAUGGGUUUAGCACGUGGGACGAUGGCAAAAAGGGUAUUGUGCGAGACAUAAGCCGUGCUCGAUGCGAACACCUGCAUAAGCACGGCGUUGACGACUCUCACCCGUCAUGCCAAUUUUCAGGAGCAUCCAGCAGUCCAUUGCGCACGUUGAAUAUCUUGAAACUACUUCACAGAGGGAGAUACCUGGAAACCUCGGAUGCGAGAGACAGGAUAUUUGGAUUCAUGGGGAUAGCUGAGGGGAUCGACACGAACGACCCCAGAUUCCGCGUCGACUAUGAAGUGGAUACACGCAGCCUGUAUGUUCAAUUCACCAGAAACGUGAUCGAAACGACCGAUUCGUUGGAGAUUCUGUCCUACGUCAACUUCUCGGCCCCAGAAAGACCCCUUGCGAAUGUCGAAAUGCCGUCCUGGGCUCCAUGUUGGUAUUACUACAAUCAGUUUGUUAGCCGCGGUGUUCAUCGCAGCAACCAGACUAUACUGGAUACCCUCCCAAAAGAGUCAGAUGAAGAAAGCAGAUCCCGCAGGUGUCGAAUUGCAGACAGUAACAUAAUCUGGUCUCAUCUUGAAUCGGAGUCGGCUUCAAUGGAGAUCUCAGGGCGCGUGGUGGGACGGAUAGGAGCUCUCACCGCACCAAUAUGGCUGAAUAGGAAUGACCACGUUUUGUUGAAGCAUUUGAUGGAAGCUGCUCACGAGGAGGACAAGAAUUUCAUCCUGAUGAUGGCACUCUGGGCCCGAAAAUUGACUUCGACAAACCAUAGCGUCGACGCCAAAGCAGGCAUGGAUUUCAUCAACCGGGCCAGGAUUGACGGUGUUCCUUGGGAAGAGCUUGCCCGCGCUGACCAAGAUGACCCCAACUUCCCGGAAGGAUCCCGAAGAUCAAACGAUCUUCGAGGCCUUCGUCUUCACCUCAAGCAGGCAAGGGCUGACGACCCCAACCUUCCGGUGCAGCUACACCUCUACCGUAGAGGACAAAUUGCUGCGAACUGGUCCGGUCCGAUUAUUGACAGGGACGUCCCCAUGUUUUGGACGAGCGUCACAGAUGACGAGUCCAUAGUCGAUGGAAGAAGUCUUGCCGUCUGUGUGAGCGAGACAACGACCCCCACCGAUGAUCCUGAGCAGGCAGCGGGGCAGCUUGCCCUUGUUCCUGACGUAGCAAAAGAGGGGGAUGUGAUAAUCCAGAUCAGUGGGGCGCGUGUCCCAUUUGUGCUCCGGAGGCGGGCGAAUGACUCGUCAGACUUCGCUGGCACUGGAGAUGUAGCAUCGCCGACUCAAAAGGGCCAUACGAGGGCCAUGAAGUCAUGGAUCUUGCCGUGGGAGCUCAUUGGGGAUUGUGUACUCAACGGAUUCGAAGAGCUGGCUGAAGAGGCGAUGGAUGCAAGGUUUCGGCUAGUCUGA